AGUUUAUGAAAAAUUCAUUACAUGGCAGUUGAACAAUCCCGGUCCAACCGAGAACGCAAUUUUCCAAGCAACCAAACAAAACCGAAAAUACUUCCCCUUCAUUUACAGAAAACCCUAGGUAACAUUCUUCUUCACUUCAGCUUCCCCGCCGGCGCCUUACGCUAAAACCCCCCAUCAGGCCUCAAGCCAGAAGGAAAAGAACAACUUCAAAGAACCCCAACCAAAAGAAAUGGCGGACAAGGCUGUUACCAUAAGAACGAGGAAGUUCAUGACCAACAGGCUCCUCGCAAGGAAACAAUUCGUCAUAGAUGUUCUGCAUCCUGGAAGACCUAAUGUUUCAAAGGCUGAGCUGAAGGAGAAAUUGGCCAGGAUGUAUGAAGUAAAAGACCCGAAUUCAAUUUUUGUAUUCAAGUUCCGUACUCAUUUUGGAGGAGGGAAAUCCACUGGGUUUGGGCUUAUUUAUGACUCAGUUGAGAACGCGAAGAAGUAUGAGCCUAAGUACCGCCUGAUCAGGAAUGGGCUAGAUACCAAGGUUGAAAAGUCCAGAAAGCAGAUGAAGGAAAGGAAAAACAGGGCCAAGAAGAUCAGAGGUGUAAAAAAGACCAAGGCUGGAGAUGCUGCCAAGAAAAAGUGAGAUACUCAUAGAUUAUGAGCUAGUUUCUUGCGGCAUUACAAUUAAGACCUUAGUCAUUUGCCUCCAUUUCUUUUAAUAGCUAUGAACUUCAAACGAAAUGCUGAGUUCUUUUGCCUUUUUAAUAGCCAUUUGAGUUCUGUAUUCUGGACCUACUGUAACUGUUCGUAUGGAGAUUUAAUCUGGAAGAAUUUUUCGGGGAUUGAAAAUUGAAAUCUGCACCAGGACCUUUCAUUUUGUGGCUAGAAUUUUAGUUUGCAUUUACCAAUCAGGAUGCUUAGAUGUAUAUAUGAU
Molecule: messenger RNA, 925 nt
Organism: Durio zibethinus
Lineage: Eukaryota; Viridiplantae; Streptophyta; Magnoliopsida; Malvales; Malvaceae
Product: small ribosomal subunit protein eS24z
Biological process (GO): translation
Cellular component (GO): ribosome
Molecular function (GO): structural constituent of ribosome
Source: RefSeq, a predicted model, not a curated record